UUAGGUUUAGAUGAACAUCUGCUUUUAAAUAAUUUUUUAUACAAACUAAUUUUAAAUUACCAAAUUAAUUUCUGUUCUUAUCAGUUUAUUUACAUUUUAUUUUAUUUUGUGUUGCGUAAAUGGCUUCUGCAGGUCAUUUGGAAUUGUCAGACUUCAUAAAAUCGGUCCAUCAGAAUUUACGUGAGGCAUCUAAGAGAAUAGGAUCGGAACAUGCAUGGCAAAACCAUUGUAGUGAUGAAGAAAACCUUAAAAAGUAUGCUCAUUCAAUGCAAGAACUAGCCUGCCAAUAUUGGGAAAAAAAUAUCGAAUCAAACACAAAAUCAAGAAUAAAGUGGACGGUCGACAGCUGCAUGAACUAUUUUACAAAUGAAAUUAGUAAAUUUAGAAAUAAAGAAAAAGAUAUAUCUCUGAAAAUAAAUUGUGAACUUGCUGAAUCGGAUUCGUAUGAGCUACAGAAGACGACCAAAUUAAAACUGCUAGAUGUAGGUAGCUGUUACAAUCCCUUCAAUAAAUUCGAAGUGUUUGAAGUAACUGCUAUAGACAUUGCUCCAGCAGUUGAUGGAGUAUAUAAAUCUGAUUUUUUAAAUGUCAAAGUGGGAGACACUUUGGCUCCGAACAACAACGGCUUUGAUGAAUUACCAAGAAACUAUUUCGACAUCGUAGUAUUUAGUUUACUAUUGGAGUAUCUGCCAAGCCCAAAGCAGAGGCUCCUGUGUUGCGAAAAAGCCUAUGAAAUAUUGAAGAACGAGGGUCUCUUAAUUGUGAUAACACCUGAUUCCAAUCAUGUGGGUGCUAAUGCCAAGUAUAUGAAGUCCUGGCGCUACGUUUUAGCCAAAAUAGGUUUCUCGAGAAUAAAAUAUGAAAAACUUCCCCAUGUCCAUUGUAUGGCGUUUCGUAAAGCCAUCAGUAAAGCAGUAGCUAGUAGGUGGGCGGAAUUGCACGAAAACGAGGAACUGUUUGAAGAAAUUUAUAUCCCGCAGGAUUUUAAUAAUUCAAAUAAAGAACGUACAAAUAACUGUGAAGUGGGUAGUGAUAGGACGCAGAGUAUUUUUGUAGAUUUUGCAGAAUUACCAGAAUGUGAUAUUUUUUAAUAAAGUAGUUUGU
Messenger RNA from Anoplophora glabripennis (Asian longhorned beetle), 1104 nucleotides. RefSeq names its product probable methyltransferase BMT2 homolog (gene Samtor). Gene Ontology annotation, biological process: negative regulation of TORC1 signaling. NCBI's taxonomy places the organism in Eukaryota, Metazoa, Arthropoda, Insecta, Coleoptera, Cerambycidae. The record is from RefSeq and is a predicted model, not a curated record. The coding region runs from base 120 to 1091 and encodes 323 amino acids. The transcript has a single exon.